GACCCAGGCUGCCCAGCACAGGAGCCCAGGAUGGACAGAGGGGCAGAGCCAUGCAGUUGGGCACUGGAGACCUCUAGUUCAGGGUCCUGUGACUUCCAUCCAGAUCCUGUCCCAGAAACGACCUGCGGUUCCACACCGGGGAUGCGGCGCUCGGUCCUGGUCAGGAACCCAGGCCACAAGGGCAUGAGGCCUGUGUAUGCAGAGCUUGACUCUGACUCAGAAGACCCGGACCCCAAGGACGAAGAUCUGGACCCGGUUUCUGAAGACCCAGAGCCAGAUCCGGAAGACCUCAACACUGUCUCUGAAGAUGUGGACCCCAGCUAUGAAGAUCUGGAGUCCAUCUCUGAGGAUCUGGACCCCAGCAGCCAUGCACCAGGCUCCGUCUUGGGGAACCGAGACUCCCACCCCCAAGAUCUGGACCCCAUGUCCUCCAGUUUCGAUCUUGAUCCAGAUGUCAUUGGCCCUGUACCCUUGGUCCUCGACCCCGACAGCGAAGCCCUCAGUCCCGCCGCGGCAGACGUGGACCCCCUUUCCUCCAGCGUCACUGCCACCCCCAAGGUCCUGGCCACCAGCCCCGAGGUGCUCCCCGCCCCAGCCAGCCCACCCCGGCCCUUCUCCUGCCCCGACUGCGGCCGCGCCUUCCGCCGCAGCUCGGGGCUGAGCCAGCACCGCCGCACCCACAGCGGCGAGAAGCCGUACCGCUGCCCCGACUGUGGCAAGUCCUUCAGCCACGGCGCCACGCUGGCGCAGCACCGCGGCAUCCACACGGGCGCGCGCCCCUACCAGUGCGCGGCCUGCGGCAAGGCCUUCGGCUGGCGCUCCACGCUGCUCAAGCACCGCAGCAGCCACAGCGGGGAGAAGCCGCACCACUGCCCGGUGUGCGGCAAGGCCUUCGGCCACGGCUCGCUGCUCGCGCAGCACCUGCGCACGCACGGCGGCCCGCGGCCUCACAAGUGCCCGGUGUGCGCCAAAGGCUUCGGCCAGGGCUCCGCGCUGCUCAAGCACCUGCGCACGCACACGGGCGAGCGGCCCUACCCGUGCCCGCAGUGCGGCAAGGCCUUCGGGCAGAGCUCCGCGCUGCUGCAGCACCAGCGCACGCACACGGCGGAGCGCCCCUACCGCUGUCCGCACUGCGGCAAGGCGUUCGGGCAGAGCUCUAACCUGCAGCACCACCUGCGCAUCCACACCGGCGAGCGGCCCUACGCCUGCCCGCACUGCUCCAAGGCCUUCGGGCAGAGCUCCGCGCUGCUGCAGCACCUCCACGUGCAUUCCGGGGAGCGCCCCUACCGCUGCCAGCUCUGCGGCAAGGCGUUCGGCCAGGCCUCCAGCCUCACCAAGCACAAGCGGGUGCACGAGGGCGCAGCUGCAGCCGCUGCUGCUGCUGCUGCCGCCGCUGCCGCCGCCGCCGCUGCUGCUGGCUUGGGCCUCGGGGCUGGCCUGAGCUCUGCGCCCGUGAUGAGGCCCAAGAAGGUCUCCUACCUGGGUGCUGAUCCUGUCUCUGGCCUGGGCCUCAGCCCUGGCCCCAGUUCUGGCUGCAGCCCUGACCCUGGCUCCCUUUCCAGUCCCAGGCCCAAACUCCUCACUGGCUCCGGAUCCACCCCCAGCCCCGAUCCUGUUGAAUCUUCUCACCCUAAGCCUGGUCACGAUGCUGACCCUGCCCUUGUGCCCAGCCCUGACCCUGUGCCCAGCCCAGACCCCAACCCGGAGUCCCAGCCAGACCUCUGCUCUCCCUCCUGCGGCACUGUCAGCCCAUCCCCCUCUACUGGCGAGAGUCCCGAGUGGGUCCAGGAGCAAGGGGCACUGUUGGGGCCUGAUGGCUGAAGGGGACACCGCAGGGUGUCUGCGAGGGCCUGGGGAAGUUGUGUGUUGUGCACUUAGUAAAACCCUCCCACUGCCUCUGGC
Chinchilla lanigera (long-tailed chinchilla) is the source of this 1902-nucleotide messenger RNA. It is a transcript of the gene Znf358, whose product is annotated as zinc finger protein 358. Gene Ontology annotation, biological process: regulation of transcription by RNA polymerase II. The record is from RefSeq and is a predicted model, not a curated record. NCBI's taxonomy places the organism in Eukaryota, Metazoa, Chordata, Mammalia, Rodentia, Chinchillidae. Gene Ontology annotation, molecular function: RNA polymerase II cis-regulatory region sequence-specific DNA binding; DNA-binding transcription factor activity.